GCUAUGGUAGAAGUUCAGCUAGACUCAGAACAUGACUACCCCCAAGGUCUCUUGAUAGCCUUCAGUGCCUGCACUACUGUCCUUGUUGCAGUUCACCUUUUUGCCCUCAUGAUAAGUACCUGCAUUCUGCCAAACAUAGAGGCUGUUAGCAAUGUGCAUAACCUCAACUCGGUGAAGGAGUCUCCUCAUGAGCGUAUGCACCGGCACAUCGAGCUCGCGUGGGCCUUUUCUACUGUCAUUGGCACUUUGCUCUUUCUUGCAGAGGUGGUAUUACUGUGUUGGGUGAAGUUUCUUCCUUUAAAGAAGAAAACUGAUAAUUCUCUCCAGAGCAACAGUUCUGCCAUCACAUCAGGACAGGCAGCAGCCAUUGCAUCAACAUCUAUUAUGGUUCCCUUUGGAUUGGUUUUCAUUGUGUUUGCAGUCCACUUCUACAGGUCGCUGGUGAGCCAUAAAACAGACAGGCAAUUCCAAGAACUGAAUGAACUUGCGGAAUUCGCACGGCUCCAGGAUCAGCUGGAUCACAGAGGUGAUAACAUCUCCUCGGCUGUUACUCAUUUUGCAUAAACCUGUACUUAAAAUAAACCCACUAUUCUGCUUCUGCC
Messenger RNA from Merops nubicus (carmine bee-eater), 602 nucleotides. RefSeq names its product ORAI calcium release-activated calcium modulator 1 (gene ORAI1). The record is from RefSeq and is a predicted model, not a curated record. The transcript has a single exon. Bases 4 to 564 code for a protein of 186 amino acids. NCBI's taxonomy places the organism in Eukaryota, Metazoa, Chordata, Aves, Coraciiformes, Meropidae. Gene Ontology annotation, cellular component: membrane. Gene Ontology annotation, molecular function: store-operated calcium channel activity. Gene Ontology annotation, biological process: store-operated calcium entry.